Molecule: messenger RNA, 1857 nt
Organism: Tetranychus urticae (two-spotted spider mite)
Lineage: Eukaryota; Metazoa; Arthropoda; Arachnida; Trombidiformes; Tetranychidae
Product: acetylcholinesterase-1
Biological process (GO): choline metabolic process; acetylcholine catabolic process
Cellular component (GO): plasma membrane
Molecular function (GO): acetylcholinesterase activity
Source: RefSeq, a predicted model, not a curated record
CCAGACAGUUAUCAGAGUUAAUCAAAUAGUGAAAAGUUAUUAGAUAAGAAGCUGCCUUUUAAUAAUGAAAAUGCUCGUUGUUAGGCACUUUUACUUGGAUCACAAUGAAGUUAACGUUACCAAUAUCGGUGUGUUUAUGCUUGCUUCACCUCGUUCUUACACGAGGAGAAAGUACCGUGGAUGAGGAACCCGAAUUAAAGAUCUCAACUGGACUUAUAAAGGGUAAAUCGGUUCAUUUUCGAGGAAUCAAAGUUUACAACUUUUUGACGAUUCCUUACGCUGAGCCACCAGUCAAAGACUUACGAUUCAAGAAGCCAGUACCAAAAAAGCCUUGGAAUGGAUUGUUGGAGACAAACAAGUGGGGUCCUUAUUGUGCUCAACCAGAUUUACUUGGGUUGACUGCUAGUGUUACAGUGACUGAAGAUUGUUUGGUUUUGAAUGUCUUUGUGAGAGCAUCCGCUAUAAAUGACAAACAAAAAGGCGUUAAAAGGCCACGACCAGUCAUGGUUUGGAUUCACGGAGGCGCUUUCAGCCAUGGGUCAGCAAAUCAAGUUGAUGAAAGUGAUGGCACUCCAUUAGCUGGACUUCACGAUGUAAUUGUUGUAACAGUAAACUAUCGUUUGGGUCCAUUUGGUUUCCUGUAUUUACCUGAACUGGGUAUUCCUGGUAACAUGGGUCUUUGGGAUCAAAACCUGGCUCUGCAAUGGGUUAGAGAUAACAUUGAAUACUUUGGUGGUGAUCCAAAUAGAGUAACACUUUUCGGUCAAUCAGCUGGUUCAAUGUCAGUUUCAGCUCACGUUGUGUCACCUCAAUCAAAAGGAUUAUUUAAAAAUGUGAUUCUUCAAAGUGGCGCCAUUUAUGAUUUUAAACGAUGGACUGUUGCAGACGUUAAUAAGCCUUUUAUAAAAGCCACUGGUUGCUCAUCCGAAUCAAAUGAAAAAAUUGUUUCAUGUUUAUCCUCAUUCGACUAUAAAAAGCUUGAAAAUGUUGAUAGCUUUUGGCCUGUAAUUGGUGAUGAAUUUCUUCCACAAGAACCUGAAAAGGCUGUUGCUUCAAAAGGUUUUGACUCCAAAAUCAAUGUUUUAUUAGGAACUGUUGGUAACGAAGGAGCAGUUUUAUUGUUGGUCAAAGAUCCACUUACUUUCGCUCCAAUUAAUCCAACCAACCUGACUUUACCACAUGCUAAACAUAUUUUGAAAUUGUUAUUUGGUGAACCAGCACUUCCCUACUACAUUGAAAAAUACUUGUCCAGUGUUUCGCCAAAUGAUCCUGAUGCCAUCAGAAUUGCCGUCUCUUCAGCUUAUGGUGAUACAUUUUUAUCUUGUCCAACCUAUGUCUUUGGACAUGAUCUGGUUAAAAAUGGACAUGCAAAUGUCUAUGCUUACUACCAAUCACAGCGACCUUCGCAAAAUAUACUUCCUUUCAUAACACCAAGUAAAUGGUUACCAGCCAGUCAUGGUGAUGAUGUUCCUAUGGUUUUUGGCAAGCCUUUCUUGCAAGCUGAUAAAUACAUAAUUGAAGAUGUCAUAUUAUCCAAUAUAAUGAUGAAAGUUUGGGCUGAUUUCGCUAAAAAAGGCAAACCUUCACCUAUUGGUACUGAAAAAUGGUCCGCUUGGAGGCCUAGUGAAGUCAACAAUCAUCCAGUUAUGAUACUGGAUUCGCAUAAAAUUGAUGUUGUCGACGUAAAUUUUUGCGAUCGUUGUCUUAGUUCAUGGCCAUUCCCAUUUGGAGCUGCAAAUGGAAAGCCUUUGACUCCUGAACCUGGUUUCUUUGCUUGGAUUGAAAAAAAUCACGAGGAACUUUGAUGACAUCGUUUGAAAUAUUAAUAGCAAAUAAAAUGCUUUUGUACACUAUAAA